This is a messenger RNA of Hydatigera taeniaeformis, 309 nucleotides long. The record is from the annotation of a GenBank genome assembly. NCBI's taxonomy places the organism in Eukaryota, Metazoa, Platyhelminthes, Cestoda, Cyclophyllidea, Taeniidae.
AUGAAGGAGAAACGGAUGGACGGGGAGAAAGAGAAUGAUUCACCGCAAGCUCUGGAAUUCGAGGCUAUCGAUAGAAGCGGAAUGGCGACCACUUCAGCAGUGCUGUCUACAUCUUGUCAACGAUGCGAUGAGACGGUGCAUCGUAAGAGGGAGAGCACGGACAGCGGUCUCGACUGUUCCACUUUUCUAUCUUCUGAGGCUGGCACAUUUGUCCCUUCAUUCACCCCUUCCACUUCCCCACUUGUUAAAUCGCAGCCGUUCAAAAGAUUCCGAAAAUCUUCACCCGAGAUAUGGCGUCCAUACCUUUGA